AUUCCUUAACCUUGCGAACCCCCGAGACCAUAUCGAAAGCCAGAGCUGUUGUGAAAGAAGAGUCAAUAAGAAAAUGGUUCAGAGAACUGGAAACAUAUUUGACUGAUGAAAAUUGUCGAGACCUUUUGGAUGAUGCAACACGUAUUUUUAACGGAGAUGAAACAUCACUCAGCCUGGCACCUAAGACAGGAAAUGUCAUUGGUCCAAGAGGAUACCGCACCUUAUUUCAAAUAAAAUGUUCUAACGAAAAAGAAAAUAUAACAGUUCUUCUGGUUUUUAAUGCUAGUGGUGAAACAUUGCCACCGGUCGUAGUUUUCCCUUACCAAAAAGUACCAUCGAAAAUAGUUAAUAGUAUGCCAGAAGAUUGGGUCGUUGGUCGCUCAGAAACUGGGUGGAUGCGGACGUAAACAUUUUUUGAAUACGUUGCGAACGACUUUUCAAAUUGGCUAAAUCAGCAUCAGAUUAAAAGGCCAGUGCUUCUUUUAGUUGACGGACACAAGUCGCAUAUAUCUAUGCACUUAAGCGAAUUCUGCUCUAACAAUCAGAUUAUUUUGUAUUCCCUCCCACCUAACACAACCCAUAUAAUGCAGCCUGCAGAUGUGGGAGCUUUUAAAGGCCUCAAGAGUGAUUACAGGAAAACUUUAAGAGAAUGGAGCGUUUUACCAGAAAAUCAUGGUAAAACAGUGACAAAAACGAAUUUUUGCCAACUGUUAAAAGUUGUUUUAGAUAAGAGUGAUCGUUCCCCAGUAAUAAAAAAUGCAUUCCGGAAGUGUGGCUUAUUUCCGUUCGACCCCGAAGCCGUUGACUAUACAAAAUGCCUUCACAAUAAUUUGGAGAGAGUGAAUGAAUCCAACAAUGAAGUCACGGACGUAACUACCAAUGAGAUGGAGACAACAAAGAAAGUUUUGACAUUUUUUGAAAGCCAAAUUAUUGAAAAAGGGAUUGACUUUCAAAAUUUAAUUUAAACUCUAACAGAUGCUCACAAUAACCUUCCGAGUUCUCAGGUUCCUGAACUACUUGUAAUGCAAAAUAGUCCAUCUUUGCAAACAGAAAAUUUAGACGAUAUGGUACCAUCAGCUCAAUCAACAAAUGACGAUUUAGACCUUAUUGUAACAUCACCUCAAACAACCAAUGAUGUUUGUAUCGACGAAGAUAUUUUAGAAGAAGCUUUGGAAGAAAUUUUGAACCCCCAUAGAGAAAUCUCUGACAAUUUUACAAAAACAAUCACUGCCGAAUCAGUUACCACAGCCCUUAUUACAAGCGAAACCUCUACACCAUGCAAUAGCCCAUCCUCCAGUUUUUCUAAACAUUUAACAUAUCCGGAUCCCAUAACAAAUAAGAAAGGUGUCACAUUACUCCCAGAAAAUAGAGAGAAAAUGUCGAUCUCAUCUGCUAAAUGGAAAGAGUUUUAUAAAAACAGAGAACGGAUUAAGCAGGAAAAAAGAAAGGAAAUUGAAGAACGCAAAAAGAAACGCAAGAUCCUGCAAGAUCAGAAACCAAAAAAUAAACAAAAGAAAAAAGUCAAUGUUUCAGAAAAGUCACGCAAAAAAGAAAUAUGUGAACAAUGUAACGAUGAACUGGACACUGAUGCAGAAGAUGAUGCAUUGAAAAACAUUGGAUGCGACUCAUGUAGCAGAUGGUACCAUUUGUCCUGUACGAAACUCUCUACGAAGACAUUCCAAGAAGCACAAAAUGAGGAUUUUGUUUGCGAUUUAUGCGCAAAUUAAAAUAAUG
Molecule: messenger RNA, 1734 nt
Organism: Eupeodes corollae
Lineage: Eukaryota; Metazoa; Arthropoda; Insecta; Diptera; Syrphidae
Product: lysine-specific demethylase 5B-B-like
Exons: 2
Coding region: 1023-1727 (234 amino acids)
Source: RefSeq, a predicted model, not a curated record